AUGGCGUGGGGCGCCCCGAAAAUAGACAUCCAGAACCACUUGCUAUUCGAGGUGGCCACGGAGGUCGCCCACAAGGUGGGAGGAAUCUAUUCGGUGUUAAAAUCCAAAGCUCCCAUCACCGUUGCUGAGUACAGAGAGAGAUACACCCUUAUAGGUCCUUUAAACCAUGACUCGGCCCAGGUCGAAGUUGAAGAAUUGCCAGUCAAGGACCCCCACGUUUUGAAGACCUUGAACUCCAUGAGUGAUCGUGGGGUUCGCUGGCUCUAUGGGAGAUGGUUGAUUGAAGGGGCUCCUAGGGUGUUACUUUUUGACAUCCAGUCAGCUCUGCAACACUUGAACGAGUGGAAGUCGGACUUGUGGAACAACGCCGGCAUCCCCACGCCCGACCAUGACCAGGAGACCAACGAAGCCAUUUUGUUGGGGUACCUCGUGGCGUGGUUUUUGGGAGAGUUGGUAUUCCAUGACCGGGAAAGGGCUGUUAUCUGUCACUGUCAUGAAUGGUUGGCCGGGGUGGCGUUGCCGUUGUGUCGUAACCGUCGCCUUGAUGUCACCACCAUUUUCACUACCCAUGCAACCUUGUUGGGUCGGUACUUGUGUGCUGGGUCGAUUGACUUUUACAACAAUUUGGCCAACUUUGACGUGGAUGCUGAAGCCGGGAAAAGAGGUAUCUACCACCGGUAUUGUAUCGAACGACUGGCAGCCCACACUGCCGAUGUGUUCACCACCGUGUCUCACAUCACUGCAUUUGAAUCCGAGCACUUGUUGAAGAGAAAACCCGAUGGGGUGUUGCCCAAUGGGUUGAACGUGGUGAAAUUCCAGGCAGUUCAUGAGUUCCAGAACUUGCAUGCCAUGAAGAAGGCCAAGAUCAACGAGUUUGUCAAGGGCCAUUUUUACGGCAACUACGACUUUGACUUAGACAACACUCUCUAUUUCUUCAUUGCCGGUCGGUACGAGUUUAGAAACAAAGGAUGUGAUUUUUUCAUCGAGAGUUUGGCUCGGUUGAAUCACCGUUUGAAGGAGAUUGGCUCAAAGAUCACGGUGGUGGCCUUCAUCAUUAUGCCAGGGAGAACCCAGUCUUAUACGGUUGAAACCUUGAAGGGACAGGCCGUCAUCAAGCAGUUGGAAAGCACCAUUGAAGAAGUGCAAAAGAAGGUGGGUGAACGACUCUUUGAACACUGUGCCCGGUUUCCCAACAAGCUCAAUGGAUCCAAUACGGCUGGAAAUGAGGUUCCAUCUAUUGAUGAGUUGAUUAAGCCGGCUGAUAGAGUGUUGUUGAAGAGAAGAAUCUUUGCUUUGAAAAGAGAGGGAUUGCCACCGAUUGUCACUCACAACAUGGCCGAUGAUGCCACCGACCCAGUGUUGAACCAAAUUAGAAGGGUACAAUUGUUUAAUAAACCCGAAGAUAGAGUCAAGAUUAUUUUCCAUCCCGAGUUCUUGAACGCUAAUAACCCGAUUUUAUCAUUGGAUUAUGAUGAAUUCGUUAGAGGUUGUCAUUUGGGUGUAUUCCCCUCCUACUACGAGCCUUGGGGUUAUACCCCGGCUGAGUGCACGGUCAUGGGGGUGCCUUCCAUCACCACCAACUUGUCAGGGUUUGGGUGUUACAUGGAGGAUUUGAUUGAAAACACAAGUGAUUAUGGAAUUUAUAUUGUCGACAGAAGAAUGAAGUCUGUUGAUGAGUCCAUUAACCAGUUGACUGAUCAGAUGUUCGACUUUACUCAAAAAACCAGAAGACAGAGAAUCAACCAAAGAAACAGAACCGAGAGAUUGAGUGAUUUAUUGGACUGGAAGAGAAUGGGUCUCGAGUAUAUCAAGGCCAGGCAAUUAUCAUUGAAGAGGGCUUAUCCUGAUAAGUUCAAGAACGGUGCCAAUCCUUUCCAGCAAAAUAACUCUAACUUGAAAUUGACUAGACCUUUAUCGGUUCCGGGAUCUCCAAGAGGAAAGUUGGGUAUCAUGACUCCAGGAGAUUUGGGUUCCUUGCAAGAAGCUCAACAAGGAUUAUUAGGUGAAAAUGAUGAUACUGAAGGAGAUGCCGAAUCUGGUUAUCAUUUGACCUUAAGAGGAACUUCUGCUCCUCCUCCAGAUGAGGAUGAGCAAUAGAAAAAAUAGUGGACAAAUCAGUUUAAACAGGACUCGUAAUAAGAUCCUGCUUGUGUUAGUUGUGUUGCAAUCAUGUGCAUUGUUAAAGUUAUUUCAUUCCAUUUCCAUCCGUUUGUUAUUAGUUAUAUAUAAAUAUGACAUUUAAAGUGUAAGUUUGUUCGCUUUCCCCAAGUU
Molecule: messenger RNA, 2271 nt
Organism: Yamadazyma tenuis ATCC 10573
Lineage: Eukaryota; Fungi; Ascomycota; Pichiomycetes; Serinales; Debaryomycetaceae
Source: RefSeq, a predicted model, not a curated record